CACGGCCGGCCGUUUCCCGACAUGCUCCUCGGAGGAAGGGACGGAGUCGACAAUAACAAACCCAGCCGCGAUCGUGUCCGCGGCCCUGCCGAGCCCUCUGUGCUGCCUAGGGGACCCUCAGUUGCCCCGGCCCCUCGGCUCUGACCGGCCACGGCCCCCUGACUCCCGGCCCCUUAUCAAGAGCCGAGGGGCCUGACAGGGUCCACCGCCCCGACCCCUCCCUUCCACCUGGUGUUGGGGCCGCAGCCGGAGCUCAGGCUCCCAGGCGCCGGCAGUUGUGUCGGUUGCGUGCCGAAUGGGCGGUUGGUAGCCGCCGCCGAAGGCUAGGCGGCGGCAGAAGAUGGUGCCGGGGGCCGCCGGCUGUGCUGCUGCCGCCGGCGGAGGAGGAGACGCUGCUGGUUCUCUGCGUUUAACCAGUAAUGCCAUUCAGUUGCCAAUAUCAAACAAAGCAAACGUAAGCCAGUUUUGAUCUGCUUUGUAAGAAACGUGGUACUGCUUUUCACAGUGCCUCACGGAACUGUAUCAGAAGGUGAGGUUUAAGCUCACAGAAUCUGGAGAGAUCAUCAUGAAGUUGUAUGUAUUUCUGGUUAACACUGGAACUACUCUAACAUUUGACACUGAACUUACAGUGCAGACUGUGGCAGACCUUAAACAUGCCAUUCAAAGCAAAUACAAGAUUGCUAUUCAGCACCAGGUGCUGGUGGUCAAUGGAGGAGAAUGCAUGGCUGCAGAUCGAAGAGUGUGCACCUAUAGCGCUGGGACGGACACGAAUCCAAUUUUUCUUUUUAACAAAGAAAUGAUCUUAUGUGAUCGUGCGCCUGCUAUUCCUAAAACUACGUUUUCGACCGAAAAUGACAUGGAAAUAAAAGUUGAAGAAUCUCUUAUGAUGCCUGCAGUUUUUCACACUGUUGCUUCAAGGACACAACUUGCUGUGGAAAUGUAUGAAGUUGCCAAGAAACUUUGUUCUUUCUGUGAAGGUCUUGUCCACGAUGAACAUCUUCAACACCAAGGCUGGGCUGCAAUCAUGGCCAAUCUGGAGGAUUGUUCAAAUUCAUACCAAAAACUGCUUUUCAAGUUUGAAAGUAUUUAUUCAAAUUAUCUGCAAUCUAUAGAAGACAUCAAGUUAAAACUUACUCAUUUAGGAACUGCGGUUUCAGUAAUGGCCAAGAUCCCAUUGUUGGAGUGCCUCACCAGACAUAGUUACAGGGAAUGUUUGGGAAGACUGGAUUCUUUAAAUGACCAUGAAGGCUCAGAAAAGGCUGAAAUGAAACGAUCCACUGAACUGGUGCUCUCUCCUGAUAUGCCUAGAACAACUAAUACAUCCUUAUUAACCUCAUUUCACAAGUCAAUGGAACCUGUAGCCCCAGAUACCACAGAUGCUGAGAGUGGCAAAGAAAUUAGGGAAUCUUGUCAAAGUAGUGUGCAGCAAGAUGAAACUUCAGUAGAUGCUAAAGACAGUGAUCUGCCUUUUUUUAAUGUUUCUUUGUUAGACUGGAUAAAUGUUCAGGAUAGACCUAAUGAUGUGGAAUCUUUGGUCAGAAAGUGCUUUGAUUCUAUGAGCAGGCUUGAUCCAAAGAUUAUCAGACCAUUUAUAGUAGAAUGCCAUCAAACUAUUGCCAAACUUGAUAAUCAGAAUAUGAAAGCCAUCAAAGGCCUCGAAGACCGGCUCUAUGCGUUGGACCAGAUGAUUGCCAGCUGUGGCCGGCUGGUGAAUGAACAGAAGGAGCUUGCUCAGGGAUUUUUAGCAAAUCAAAUGAGAGCUGAAAAUUUGAAAGAUGCAUCUGUAUUACCUGAUUUGUGCCUGAGUCAUGCGAAUCAGUUGAUGAUUAUGUUGCAAAAUCAUAGAAAGCUAUUGGAUAUUAAACAGAAGUGUACCACUGCCAAACAAGAAUUAGCAAAUAAUCUACACGUCAGAUUGAAGUGGUGUUGCUUUGUGAUGCUUCACGCUGAUCAAGAUGGAGAAAAAUUGCAAGCUUUACUCCGCCUCGUAAUAGAACUUUUAGAAAGAGUCAAAAUUGUUGAAGCUCUUAGUACUGUUCCUCAGAUGUAUUGCUUAGCUGUUGUUGAGGUUGUCAGGAGAAAAAUGUUCAUUAAACACUACAGGGAGUGGGCUGGUGCUUUAGUCAAAGAUGGGAAGCGACUCUAUGAAGCUGAGAAGUCCAAAAGGGAAUCCUUUGGGAAAGUGUUUAGGAAGUCUUUUUUAAGAAAUCGUCUGUUUAGGGGAUUGGACUCCUGGCCACCUUCCUUUUGUACUCAGAAGCCUCGAAAGUUUGACUGUGAACUUCCAGAUAUUUCAUUAAAAGAUUUACAGUUUCUGCAAUCAUUUUGUCCUUCUGAAGUUCAGCCAUUCCUCAGGGUACCCUUGCUUUGUGACUUUGAACCUCUACACCAGCAUGUACUUGCCCUACAUAAUUUGGUAAAAGCAGCACAAAGUUUGGAUGAAAUGUCACAGACCAUUACAGAUCUUCUCAAUGAACAAAAGGUAUCCAUGAGUCAAGCAUCCCCUCAGUGGGCUUCUUCCCCGCGGACAGAAAGUACAGCGGGAAUUACAACUACUACCUCACCGAGAACUCCCCCUCCACUCACUGUUGAGGGUACCUUGUGUCCAGCAGUUUGUCCCUUAGAAGAAUUAUCUCCAGAUAGCAUUGAUGCACAUACAUUUGAUUUUGAAACUAUACCCCAUCCAAACAUUGAACAAACUAUUCACCAAGUAUCUUUAGACUUAGAUUCAUUAGCUGAAAGUCCAGAGUCAGAUUUUAUGUCUGCUGUGAAUGAGUUUGUGAUAGAAGAAAAUUUAUCAUCUCCUAAUCCUAUAAGUGAUCCCCAAAGUCCAGAAAUGAUGGUGGAAUCACUUUAUUCAUCAGUUAUCAAUGCGAUAGAUAGUAGACGUUUGCAAGAUACAAAUACAGGUGGCAAAGAGGAUUUUGGAGAUAAUGCUUCUCUGAAUGUCCAGUUGGAAAAAUACAGAGUUUUUGCCCAAAAUUCUCAUUGUAGUAUACAGACCAUUAAGGAAGAUCUGUGUCACUUCAAAACAUUUGUACAAAAAGAACAGUGUGACUUCUCGAAUUCUUUAAAAUGUACAGCAGUAGAAAUAAGAAACAUUAUUGAAAAAGUAAAAUGUUCCCUGGAAAUAACACUAAAAGAAAAGCAUCAAAAAGAACUACAUUCUUUGAAAAGUGAGUAUGAAGGUAAAAUCAGUGCAUUAGUAAAGGAGAGUGAAGAAAAUGAAAACAAGAUUAAGAAGCUGAAAGGAGACUUGGUCUAUCUUGAGGAAGUUUUACAAAAUAAAGAUAAUGAAUUUGCUUUGGUUAAGCAUGAAAAAGAAGCUGUCAUCUGCCUGCAAAAUGAAAAGGAUCGAAAGUUGUUGGAGAUGGAAAAUAUAGUGCACACUCAAAAUUGCGAAAUUAAUGAACUAAAGCAGUCACGAGAGGUUGUGUUAGAAGACUUAAAAAAGCUCCAUGCUGAAAAUGAUGAAAAGAUUGAGUUACUGAGGGCAGAGCUUCAGUGCCUUGAGCAGAGCCACCUAAAGGAAUUAGAGGACACUCUGCAUGUCAGGCACACACAAGAGUUUGAGAAAGUCAUGACAGACCACAAAAUUUCUUUGGAAAAAUUAAAACAAGAAAAUCAACAAAGAAUUGAUCAGCUACAAGAAUCUCACACCACAGCUAUCCAUGAAAAAGAACAGCAGCUGCAGGAACUAAAACUGAAGGUUUCUGAUUUGUCAGACACGAGGUGUAAGUUAGAGGUUGAACUGGCAUUGAAAGAAGCAGAAACAGAUGAAAUAAAAAUGUUGCUGGAAGAAAGCAGAAUGCAACAGAAAGAGACACUUAAGUCUCUUCUUGAAAAAGAAACAGAAAACUUAAGAAUAGAGAUAAGUCAACUAAACCAAAAGAUUCAAGAUAAUAAUGAAAAUUAUCAGGUGGGUUUAGCAGAGCUACGAACUCUAAUGACAGUUGAAAAAGAUUUGUGCAUUUCAGAAUUAAUUAGUAGACAUGAAGAAGAAUCUAAUAUACUUAAAACUGAACUAGACAAAGUAACAUCUUUGCAUCAUCAAGCAUUUGAAAUAGAAAAAAACCUAAAAGAACAAGUAGUUGAGCUGCAGAAUAAAUUGGAUUCAGAAUUGCAUGCUCUUGCUAAACAAAAAGAUGAAAAAAUCACUCAACAAGAAGAGAAAUAUGAAGCAAUUAUUCAGAACCUUGAGGAAGACAAAGAGAAACUGAUUAUGAGCUAUGAACAAGAGAGAGAACAGUUAAUUCAGAAGCUCAGCUGUGAAAAAGAGGAAGCUGUUCAGACUGCUCUAAAAGAGUUUAAGUUGGAAAGAGAAGUUGUCGAGAAAGAGUUAUUAGAAAAAAUUAAACAUCUUGAAAAUCAAAUAGCACAAAGUGCUGUCAUUGAAUCUACCAGAGAAGAUUCUUCAAGCUUAGUUGCUGAACUUCAAGAAAAGCUUCAGGAAGAAAAAGCUAAAUUUCUGGAACAACUUGAAGAGCAAGAGAAGAGAAAGAAUGAAGAAAUGCAAAAUGUUCGAACAUCUUUGAUUGCUGAACAACAGACCAAUUUUAACACUGUUUUAACAAGAGAGAAAAUGAAGAAAGAAAACAUAAUAAAUGAUCUUAGUGAUAAGUUGAAAAGUACGAUGAAACAACAGGAACGGGAUAAAGAUUUGAUAGAAUCACUUUCUGAAGACAGAGCUCGUUUGCUUGAGGAGAAGAAAAAGCUUGAAGAAGAAGUCAGUAAGUUGCGGGGCAGCACUUUGGUUCCUUCACCGUAUGCAGCUGCAGCCCCGGAACUUUACGGAGCCUGUGCACCCGAGUUCCCAGGGGAAGCCGACAGCGCGGCCUCAGAGGCAGCCGAUGAAGGGAGGAUGGACUCAGCGAUGGAGACGAGCAUGGUGUCUGUCCAGGAAAAUGUCCAUAUGCUUUCUGAAGAAAAGCAGAGAAUAAUGCUCUUAGAAAGAACACUGCAGUUGAAAGAGGAAGAAAAUAAGCGGUUAAAUCAAAGACUGAUGUCUCAGAGCAUGUCUUCUGUGUCUGCAAGGCAUUCUGAAAAGAUAGCAAUCAGAGAUUUUCAGGUGGGAGAUCUGGUACUCAUCAUCUUAGAUGAACGCCACGACAAUUAUGUAUUAUUUACUGUUAGUCCUACUUUAUAUUUUUUGCAUUCAGAGUCUCUGCCUGCCCUGGAUCUCAAACCAGGUGAGGGUGCUUCAGGUGCAUCUAGAAGACCCUGGGUUCUUGGAAAAGUAAUGGAAAAGGAGUAUUGUCAAGCUAAAAAGGCACAAAACAGAUUUAAAGUUCCUUUGGGGACAAAGUUCUACAGAGUCAAAGCUGUGUCAUGGAAUAAGAAAGUAUAGCUGUGGAAGCGAUGACCGCAUUCUGUGUCAGUUCUAACUUGUUUGACAUUGCUCAUUAACCACCCCAAAACAGCAGGCAUCUUUUUAUACAAAACUCAUCAAUAGACUUCACAGGUGUCCUUUUUAACUGGCUACAUUUUAGGAACGAUAAAUUCGUCAGAACCCUCGGCUGAAUUGAAAUGGUUUGGGGUUUUCUUUCUUUUGUACCCAGAUAACUCUAGAAAUGCGGACCAAACUAACUCAUCUUCUCAAAGGGCACACCCUGUGCAUUGUGGCUUAUGUCAGCCGUGUUAAUUAACUCCUGCCUGUUCACUGUACCUUAGCCUGAACUCUGAUGUUAAAUGUUAGUUACUAUUACCAGCAUUUGUCCUUUUGUGAAAUCAGUAUCAGAAUACUUGCACUCUUUAACACAUCCUUUAUAAAAAUGUGUAAAUUCUUCAAAACUAUUUAAAGAGUGUUACUGCAUGCAGAUAAUCAUAACUUUGAGUUUACCUCAGUAGAUUACUAAAGCAAAUUCUUUGAUUUUUAAAAAUGCCCUUUGAUAUUUCAAAAAAGGAACUGUUAUUUGAGUGACUGACUUUAAGAUCAGCCAUAAGAAAACAGCAAUCGUGAAAAGCACUUUCAACAGACUUAGUCACCUGGGUUCUACAGGGAAGAGUCUGCUGUGGUGUUUCCACCGCGGCACUCAAGCCUUCCCACCAUCCUUACGACUCUGUUUAGAAUAAUCAUACUGAUGAGAUCGUAAUUCAUGGUUGAGUUUCAGAAAAACAUGCAUUGUAUAUUAACCAUUUAGAGGUCAUUUAAAUAACAAAAUAUUGUAUUGUAAAAGACCUGUACAAUUUUAAAACAAUAAAGAUUUGAACCUGUAAAUGUGUGUGCCUUUUAAAGGAGGAUACAUUUUUAAUAUAUUUGAGUGAUUGAGGGGAGUAUGAGAAAACUGUUAUUUAUUAUUAUAUCAAAGAAAAAAUGUUUAUUACAAAAAUGUUCUUUAAUUAUAUACCAUGUAACAGUGUAAAACAGUGUUAUGUAGAAUAGAAUUGUGUAAACUAGACUUUAGAGAUGUUGCUAUUGAGCAGAGAUAUUUAAAUGACUUAAGUGGAUUUGGAUGAAAGUUGUUUCAAGUUUGUUGGUAGAGAACAGUAACUGAUUUUUUUCAGAAAAUAUUUAAUUUCCUCAUAAAAAUGAGUUAAAUAUUUUUUUAAAUAUGUAUCUAAUAGUACAAAAUGGAAUAAGCAUCAUAGUGUAUAGAAAACUGAAUUUGACAACAUAUUAAUGAAUAAAUGAAUGAUGAUUUCAUAUGUUUCUACUCAGUCCUUCCAUGACAUCUUUGUGCAAAGAACAUCAACACAAUAAAUGGCUUUAUAUACAGUGUUUCUGUUAAGCAGACUUAGUUGGUUUAUAAGUGAAUCUGCUAUUAGUGGUACCCUUCCAAUUUAAUUUGUGGUCAUUGCUGUGAUUUGUGGUGUCAAAUUACCAUCUCAUUAGUACUGAUUUUUAUUGUUUAGUGCUGUUGCUUGAUAGCUUUUGUUAUAUCCUAUUUUAUAUUGAUCCAUAUCAGUGUUCACAUAUACUUUAAAAAGAAGCCUGAAAUGAUUUUAUUAGCUGAAAAGCAGACAAGAGGCCAGGUGUUGUAGCACAGGCCUGUAAUCCCAGCUACAUGAGAGGUUGUGGCAGGAAGAUCGUGAGACCUUUUCUAAAAAAAAAAAAAGAAUAACCAUGGAAAUGUAAGCUGUCAAUUGGUUUAGGUAAUUGAAAAGCAAUACACUAUGAUCCUUGGCACCUGAAUACAUGAUUUCCAGUUUCAGAUUAACUGCAGAUGGGUUGUAUGAAUUCUUGGAACUCAUUUAUCUCAUGUUUAAGAAGAGGUGUAAUAAAUCCUGUCUUGUAGAGUUAUUUUGCUCAUUUAACGACAUGUAAAAAUGGUUAACUGCUUUGAACAAAUUCAGGUGUAUAUUAAACACUGAACACCUGUUUGCUAUUAAAAUUUCUUUAUAUAAUUCAGACACUAAUCAGGCUCAACACACAGCUUCCUUUUAUUACAUGAGUGAUACUUAAGUCAUACUUUAUUGGAAGUAAACUACGCAUGAAUUAAGUGUAUUUAUUUUGAUAAAAGUAACUGGUUAUACUAAAAGGCUGUACAAAAAUAUAAAUGUUCGUUUUAUUGAGUUGAAAAAAUUAUCAAUCUGUAAAGCAUACAUAUUCUUUAAAACACAUGUGUGCCCCCACACAGACACACACAACAGGAUUCUUGUAUUUGUUUUGCCACUUAAACGUAAUCCUAACAUUUUUGAUGGCUUUUAUGUGGUAUGCUAUAUUACGUGGCUAUACUAAUGUAUCUUGGUAUGUUGAUUUACUUUCUUACAUUAUACAAAGAUCUAGUUCUUUCAUAACCUUUCCCACUUUCAUCUUUUAUAUGUAGUGUUAUAUUCAUUUGUUCAUUAGGAUUCACAUUAUGUAACUUUUUACUCUGUUCGGCGAAGUCUUGAACUAAGAUAUUUCCUUCCUUCUACAGCCUGCAAAUGUUUUGUGAAGAUUUCCUGCUUUUUCCUUCUUGUGGUAUUUUGUAAUUAUUGUGGCUUUAUCUUUUCAACUGUUAUUGUGGGACCCCUCUUUGUAUUUCUGUUAGCCAGUCUUCCUUGGAACUUCCACUUGUGUUGAUGUUUUUAGACAGCAUCAUAGCAUGUCAUUCAGGCCAGCCUGGAACUUGCCACACAGCCCAGACUGGCCUUGAACUUGCUGCACUCCUGCUCCUACCAUCUCUGGUGUGCCGGCUUUGCCUUCCUCUUGCUGGAGCUAUCUAACUUCUCAGUAAAGUAUCAAAGAGGGGAGUUUACUGAAUCUCUGCAAAUGUAAUAGUCUUCGUGAUGGAUAAUAGUUUUUGCAGACACUGUUGCUUUGUCUCCUGUUAUCUAAGUUACUUCUGUUAAGAUUGUGUUUUCUACCCACCCUUAGGCUUCCCUCAGAAAUUUUGGGGAGCUUCCUUUUAAACCUUGUAUAAGGAAAUGGCUUAUGAGUCCUUUCAUCCUACAGAUUUGUGUCCAGCAGCAACAGUAAGGAGAUUUUUAUAAAAUUUAUUAUUUUUCUUUCAGACUUACUGGAUAGUAAGCCUUACAGAUGUCUGUUUGCUAUCAUCUCCAACUGAUAAUUGUAGUUUUUUCUAGUUUUCAAAGUGCUCCAUUUAAACCACUUUUCAAGAGUGCUGAUUCACCUAUUGAGGAAUUCUACAGACCUACUUUUCAAAUCUUUGAAGAUAUAAAUUAGGAUUCUCCUUCUAAAGUUAUCUUGUAUCUCCAUGUCUCUUAGGCUUUUUUCUUUAUUGUUCUGUUUCAUUACAUUACUCCACUAAUGUCUGAUAUCCCUUUUUCUUUCAUAUUUAAGAGUAGGGCAUUGAAAAGCUGAUGGGCAAGAGUACAUUUAACCUCUUAUAGCGUUCCCAGAAGGUGCAGAUGGAAUGGUUACAGAAUUAUGGUUUCAAAGCUUUGUGCAAUUUAGAAGUCGUCCCACCUUGUCCCUUCUGGUUGUUCAUUUUUUGAUUCUAAGGUAAAGUCCACACUUCAAGAAUCCAUGUUUACGGUAAAAUAAUAUACAUGAAAUAUGCCAUAAAUUCAUCCAUUUGUUGAACAUUGGAUGAUUUUUAAAUUUCGAUUGUGGUUACUAGUGCUUCAGCUGAAUAUGUACAUGUGUUUGGGGAGGGAAAGUGCUGGAACAUAACUGUAUAUAUGUAUCUUUACCCUUCAGAGAAACUGCCAUAUUGGUUUCUAUAGUGGCUAAACCAUUUUAUGCUCUCACAGGUUGUACACCUCAGUUAUUUGACAGUACAGGUGUGCACAAGCUAGACAACUGCUCCACGUCCCCAGAUUUUUUUAAGUUUGGGGAACAUUCUCAUUAUGUUGCCCAGAUAGGCACUCAGCUUGUGGUGUUUCUGCCUCAGCUUUCCAAAUAGCUGGAAUUACAAGUGCGUGCCACCACUCCUGACUCCCAGUGGGUAUUUUACGUACUUGUAAGCACUGUCUUUAUUGGAGAAUGUCUAUUUAAGAUUCUUCACCAUUUUGUUUAAGUUGGGCUUUUACCACUGCAUUGUAAGUUUUGAAUAUUAGACUCAGCUGAUUUAUUUUCUUUCAUUCUUCACAUUCUCUUGCUGCUGUCCUGACAAUCUCCUUUAGUGCAUUCAAUUUUUAUAUUUUGUCCAAUUUAUCUAGUGAUUUUUUGUUUUUGCUUCCAUUUUUGAUGUCAAGUCUUAAUGUAUUGCCAAGUAAAAAGCUGUGAAGAUUUACCCAUGUGUUGUCUUUUAAAAGGAGUUCUACAGAGUUAGAUCUUAUAUUUAGGUUGUUGGCCCAUCUUGAGUUUAUUUUUGUAUAUAGUGUAAGGUCAUCUUCCAUAGUUACUCUUUCGAUUGUUUUUCCAUUAUGAGUCCCAGUAUACUGCUUAUGAAUUUUCGUGCUGUCUGACUGCUCUGUUUUAGAAAAAAGGCUAUUAGAAUUUUGAUAAGGAUCAAACCAAAAUGUGCAUUUUAACUGUGGUCUACUAACCCAUGAAUAAAAGGGUAUUUUCCACUUACGUUUUAACUUCAGGAAUGUUGUAUAGUUUUCAGCAUCUUCACUUACAUGAAAUUCUAGCUACUCUGUUCUUUUGGAUGCUGUUAGAGUACUUUAUUUCCUUAAUGAAUUAUUUUUUGCCAUUACAUAGAAGUACAACUGACUGUUGCGUGUCACUUUUGUACCCUGAAACUGCUGACUUUAUAGCUCUGCUGUUGCUGUAUGACUGUGUGUCUGUCCUGUCAGAUUCCCAAGUCAUCUGCAAAUACAGUUCUACUUCCUUUCCAA
Molecule: messenger RNA, 10170 nt
Organism: Cavia porcellus (domestic guinea pig)
Lineage: Eukaryota; Metazoa; Chordata; Mammalia; Rodentia; Caviidae
Gene: Rb1cc1
Product: RB1 inducible coiled-coil 1
Exons: 24
Coding region: 566-5347 (1593 amino acids)
Biological process (GO): autophagy of mitochondrion; autophagosome assembly; glycophagy
Cellular component (GO): Atg1/ULK1 kinase complex; phagophore assembly site membrane
Molecular function (GO): protein kinase binding; molecular adaptor activity
Source: RefSeq, a predicted model, not a curated record